AUGAAGUUUCCAAAGAAGCCUGAGACUGCUGAAGUGAAUGUUUCGACUGUUGUCAUCAAACCAGUGGAACCAGUUGAUGAUACUGUAGUUGCAGAGAAAAUUCCUUCCAAAUCUGGUGUUUUUCGAAGAUUGAAGAAUAGGACUAGGGGUUCACGAAAAUCCUCUGAUGGUGUGUUAAAAUCUUCUCCUUCCAACGUUCGUAAACCACAACUUUCUCAUCAAUGGGUCAUUUUUCUUGAGGUUCCAGCUCCAGUUUCGCCUUUGUCAAAGAAACAUAUAGCUGAAGAUGUGGCUAAACAUAUUUUAAAGAAGAAGAAAAUGCAACGAAAGUUGAUUCGACUAUUGGAGAAGGUUGAUCACAAUGAUCAAAAUGAUGAGUUAAGAGUGAAUUCUCUAACUUCGAUGUUUAGAGGGGAGGUGAAAGAAUUUUAG
This is a messenger RNA of Lactuca virosa, 432 nucleotides long. Lineage: Eukaryota; Viridiplantae; Streptophyta; Magnoliopsida; Asterales; Asteraceae. The record is from the annotation of a GenBank genome assembly.